AUGCAUUUAGUGACUGUAGCAACUCAAUUAGAUCAGUGGUCUCUUGACUUUGAGGGGAAUUGCAAACGAAUCCUCAAAUCAAUCGCUAUUGCUAAAUCUAGAGGAGCUACUUUACGAGUAGGACCAGAAUUAGAAAUUCCUGGAUAUGGAUGUCUUGAUCACUUCCUGGAAGGCGAUACGGUCCUCCAUUCUUGGGAGGUGUUGGCUACCAUCUUGCAGAGUGAGGAAGCUCAAGGGAUCAUAUGUGACAUCGGAAUGCCAAUUGAACACAAGAACAAUAACUAUAAUUGUCGAGUCAUAAUUCACAGUGGUAAGAUCGUAAUGAUUAGACCCAAGAUGUGGAUGGCAAAUGAUGGAAAUUAUCGUGAACUUCGACAUUUCACACCUUGGCAUAAACAUCGUCAAACAGAACAACAUUCAUUACCUAGAAUGAUAAGGAAUGUUACUGGACAACAAUAUGUCCCCUUUGGAGAUGCGGUUGUAUCAACUGAAGAUACAGUGAUUGGCGUUGAACUCUGUGAAGAGCUGUUCACUCCUGCUUCACCACACAUCCUCAUGGGUCUUGAUGGUGUCGAGAUCUUCACCAACUCUUCUGCCAGUCAUCAUGAAUUGAGAAAGCUGAAUCGUCGAAUCGAUCUAAUUAAAGAGGCUACCAUGAAGCUCGGUGGAAUCUACCUCUAUGCCAACCAACAAGGCUGUGAUGGUGAUCGAUUGUACUACGAUGGAGCUUGUCUUAUUGCUAUGAACGGACAAAUUCUUGCUAGGGGAUCUCAGUUCUCCCUUUCGGAUGUUGAGGUCGUCACUGCGACAGUCGACCUCGGUGCCGUCAGAGCUCAUAGGACAACAAGUAGUAGAAGGAUGCAAUCUGCUCAAGCAGAAGCUUAUCAACGAGUUUAUGUAGAUACCAGACUCGAUGGCGGACAAGGUAUCAGAGUGGGAGAUGAAGAGACUAAAGGUAGUAUGGAAGUCAAAUACCAUACUCCAGAGGAGGAGAUUGCAUUUGGUCCAGCAUGUUGGCUCUGGGAUUACCUUCGACGAUCCAGAACCCAAGGAUACUUCAUUCCCCUAUCCGGAGGUAUCGAUUCUUGUGCUACAACCGUCAUCGUCCAUUCAAUGUGUCGACUGGUAGCUGAUGCAACCAAGAAAGGUGACGAACAAGUCAUUGCGGAUGCUAGAAGAAUCGCUGGCGAACCUGAGGAUUCUGCUUAUCUACCUACUGAUCCAAAGGAGUUCGCAGGCAGAAUUUUCCACACCUGUUACAUGGGAACAGAGCAUUCAAGUCCCGAAACCAGGAAGAGGGCUAAAGAUCUUUCUGAAGCAGUUGGAGGAUACCAUGUUGAUCUUAACAUGGACACUGCUGUAUCGGCUGUCAAAGCCAUAUUCAGCUUGGUGACCGGAAAGAAACCCCAAUUUGCAGUUCAUGGUGGAUCGUCAGCUGAAAACUUGGCCUUACAAAACAUUCAGGCUCGGCUGCGAAUGGUUUUAGCAUACAUGUUUGCUCAACUUCUACCAUGGACCAGAGGCAAAGUUGGUAGUUUAUUGGUAUUGGGAAGUGCCAAUGUCGAUGAAAGUUUAAGAGGUUAUUAUACCAAAUACGACUGUUCAAGUGCCGAUGUCAAUCCUAUCGGUGGAAUCAGUAAGACAGAUUUGAAGAAAUUUAUAGCUUGGGCGGAAGUAGAAUUUGAUCUACCAAUCUUGAGAAGCUUCCUCGACGCCAUUCCUACUGCAGAGUUGAUACCGAUAGGAUCCGACAAUGUCGCUCAAUCAGAUGAAGUUGAGAUGGGAAUGACAUACGAUGAACUAUCAGUAUUCGGUAGAUUGAGAAAAGUCGAGAAAUGUGGUCCAUAUAGUAUGUUCGGCAAAUUGGUUCAAGAAUGGGGUAGUUUCCUGUCUCCCUCUGAGAUCGCUCAAAAAGUCAAACACUUCUUCUUUACUUACGCCAUCAAUCGUCACAAGAUGACUACUAUCACCCCUUCAGUUCAUAUGGAAUCUUACUCCCCUGAUGACAACCGGUUCGAUAUGAGACCUUUCCUCUUGCCUUCACGAUUUGACCAUCAGUUCAACAAGAUUGAUCAAUUAGCUGAGAAAUUACCUAAUCGCGCUACUCAACCGGGUAAUGAUAAAUCGAAGGUAGAUUAG
Kwoniella shivajii is the source of this 2139-nucleotide messenger RNA. RefSeq names its product NAD+ synthetase. Gene Ontology annotation, biological process: NAD+ biosynthetic process. The coding region runs from base 1 to 2139 and encodes 712 amino acids. The transcript is spliced from 19 exons. NCBI's taxonomy places the organism in Eukaryota, Fungi, Basidiomycota, Tremellomycetes, Tremellales, Cryptococcaceae. The record is from RefSeq and is a predicted model, not a curated record. Gene Ontology annotation, cellular component: cytoplasm. Gene Ontology annotation, molecular function: ATP binding; NAD+ synthase (glutamine-hydrolyzing) activity; glutaminase activity.